AUGGAAAACAUUUUAUCUACACUGAGCGCCACACUGGGCACCGGAAUUGGCUUAUCCUGCGCCCUGGCGGCGGGAGCUGGUCUCCUAGCACACUGGGGCUACUAUAUCCGCGGGCACAGAAGCAUGGAGGUGUUCAAUAUCUUGGUCAUCCACGGCGUCGCACUGAUGCUUCUCUUCAUCAAGUCCGUCACAAGUCUGGGAUUCGCAACGGGUACAACGGCGCAUCUUGCAAUAUCCAGCUCUUACUUUGCAGGCCUAUUUACCAGUAUCGUGGUAUACCGCCUAAUAUUCCACUCUCUGCGCCGGUUCCCCGGUCCUUUUCCGGCCAGAAUUAUGAAGCCCUACAUCAUGUGGCUCAACAGAGAUUGGAAAUUGCAUGAAAAAUAUCUCGAGAUGCACGAGAAGCACGGAGAUUUCGUGCGCGUUGGCCCCAACGACAUCUCAGUCGUCAACCUAGACGCUAUCACCAAGAUCCACGGACCACAGACAAAGUGCACCAAGCGAAAUACCGGAUUCUACGACGCCUUGAGGACAAAGGGCGAGUUGAACUUGGAUUCUCUUUCGCACAACGAGGUGCACCGCGACAGGCGUAAAGUCUGGGACCAAGCUUUAGGAAGCAAAGCUCUCGAAAAAUACGAAGAAGAAACCCGUACCGUCCUCCGGACCUGGCUAUCUCGCCUCGAAGAAGUCCAAGGAAAGCCCAUCAACGCCUCGCACUACGCGAAACUCAUCCCCUUUGACAACAUGGGCCGCGUAGGCUACGGCCGAGACUUCGGCACCGUCCGAGACGGCAGAGAAGAUAGGAUGCUUGACCUCAUCGAGACCACGUUCAAGCUGGGCGCUCGACUGGGACAGACGCCUUGGCCGCUCGUGUUUCUGGCGAAGUUGCCGCGGAUGGGCAUGCAAAAGGAGUUUGAGGAUUUGGGGGUCCGACUUGUGGAUGAGAGAAUUGCCGUUGAUUCUGAUGAAUCUCACGAUAUGUUGAAGUACUUCCUCGACGACUAUAAGUCUGAGAAACCAAAGUCUUUCUUCAAUGUCAAUAUCAUGUAUUCCGACUCUCAAGCCAUCCUCAUCGGAGCGACAGACACAAUAUCCUGCACUUUGGGGUACGCCUUCUAUUACAUCGCCCGCGACGCCGGACUCCGUCAGCGUCUUUACGAAGAGAUUGCGCCUAUGCACUCCAAGACUUUGGAAGGGGAAUUCGCUGUGACGGACCUCAACAAGCUUGAUCUGCUUGAAGCUGUCAUCACCGAGACCCUUCGCAUGUAUGCGCCCGCGCCGAUCAAUGGGCCCAGAAUGGCUCCGUCGGAGGGUGUGACGAUUGAUGGGACCUACAUCCCUGGAGACGUGACUUUAUGUACGCCAAUCCACUGCUAUCAUCGAAGCCACAAGUACUGGAGGUCCCCUAAUGAGUUCAUACCCGAGCGCUGGACGACUCGCCCAGAGUUGGUCAUUGACCGGAGGGCUUUCUUGCCUUUUAGCUACGGUCGGUAUGACUGUGUAGGAAGGCGUCUGGCUUGGAACGUUCUGCGGCUAACCAUUGCCUAUACUCUCUGGAACUAUGACUUUGAAUUUGCCCCUGGAGAAGACGGCGAGACGUUUGAGGAAGAAGCCAAGUUCCAGCUAAUUAUUAAGCCCGCAAAGUUGGAUUGUGUUUUUACGAAGAGGCCCGAGACUCGGUUGUGA
This is a messenger RNA of Colletotrichum abscissum, 1686 nucleotides long. RefSeq names its product L-ornithine-N5-monooxygenase. Gene Ontology annotation, molecular function: iron ion binding; heme binding; oxidoreductase activity, acting on paired donors, with incorporation or reduction of molecular oxygen. NCBI's taxonomy places the organism in Eukaryota, Fungi, Ascomycota, Sordariomycetes, Glomerellales, Glomerellaceae. The record is from RefSeq and is a predicted model, not a curated record. The transcript has 7 exons. Bases 1 to 1686 code for a protein of 561 amino acids.